This is a messenger RNA of Octodon degus (degu), 6448 nucleotides long. It is a transcript of the gene Pkdrej, whose product is annotated as polycystin family receptor for egg jelly. NCBI's taxonomy places the organism in Eukaryota, Metazoa, Chordata, Mammalia, Rodentia, Octodontidae. Gene Ontology annotation, cellular component: membrane. Gene Ontology annotation, biological process: detection of mechanical stimulus. The coding region runs from base 27 to 5825 and encodes 1932 amino acids. The transcript has a single exon. Gene Ontology annotation, molecular function: protein binding; calcium ion binding; calcium channel activity. The record is from RefSeq and is a predicted model, not a curated record.
UGGGCCUGAACGUGUUUAAGUUCACAAUGGCCAUCAGCACGCUGCAGGCUCCCAAAGCUCUCCUGGUGAGAGACUCAGAUUCCAUCUCCAUCGGAACCGGUUGGAGACCCCCGGGGCCGCCCCAUGGAGAUGCCAGCCUCACAGUUAACUUCACAGAUGAGCUGAUUCUGGAUGGAGCCUCGUCCUUGGACCCAGAUGCCCACGGCCCGGUAGAGGGACUCCAUUUCUCCUGGUACUGUACCAUAAAUGCAGGAAACUACCUUGGCGAUCAAGUCAGGAGGACGGAGCAGGAAGUCUGUCACCCAGAUCAGGCCAGUCUGCACUGGCCAUGGGCCUCUGGCCCACUACUGACACUUCCACCAGGGACCCUUAGAGGGGACCAUGUGUAUUAUUUCAGAAUGGUGAUACGGAAGGGUCAUAAAGCAGUGUCUUCUGAUAAAAGGGUCCGUGUGCUCCGAGGCCCAGCACCCACAGCACAUAUUUCCUGUAUUGAAAACUGUGGACGCGUGUUAGCUGUGUCUCAAAGAUUCUUCUUGUUCUUAAACUGCACAAGUUGUGGCCCGUGGGACAUCUACACCUGGUCCAUUCGUUCUGCAUCGGGUGAGGAGCUGCCGUUUGAUUGGACCCAGCAAACCACAACAGGCAGGAACAGCGCCCACCUCUCCGUGAAAGCUUUUGCCUUCCAGAGGUUUUUGGAGGCUACGUUUUGGGUUUCUGUUUUCCUAGAGAGUUGGAGUGGUGUGACCUUGGAAUUCCAACAUUCCUUUGUCAUCAACCACGGCCCUCAAGGGGGGCAGUGCCACAUAAAUCCAGGGAAGGGAAUUGCAAUGCUAACUGAAUUUGUUGUGAGAUGCAGUCAUUUUAAGGACAAGCAUGUCCCUCUUACAUAUAAAAUAACAGUUUCUGAUUCGGACAGUGCUGGUGACACCAGUUUGGUGAAAGAGGACACCCCGGGGACCAUCCUGUACCGGGGGCCACAGGCCGCAACGCCGCCUGCCUUUCUCCCUGUUGGAUCCUCCGCACGUCACUACGCCUUGCAGAUAUCUGCUCAGGUUUGCGACUCCCUGGGAGCCUUUUCCCAAGUGAGGCUCUCUGUCGCUGUGUGGCCUCCUACAGACAGCAGCCGUGCAAAGGGCGCGUGGCAGAGGCUCCACAGUUUCCCCAGGGGCCCGGCGUCACUGCUGACGACCUUGCUUCGACGGCAUGACUGCUCAUUUGCGGGGUGCUUAAUGAGCGUGGUGGCUUCCGUGUCGAAGAGCCUGGGAGCUGAGCAAAGUCUCAGUGAAGACAGAGCCCACCUGCAAGGGCGGCUGAGCAGCCGGUCCUUCACGCUUCUGCUACGGACUCUGCAGGAAGUGGGCCAGGCAGUGAGAGCCGUUGCCGGAACAACACAGGAGGCCUCCGAAGUCACGCGAGUCGCUCAGAAACGUGCCACAGAGAGGCUAUGGCAGGCAAGCCGGGCCCUGCAAACGUAUCAACGGGAACACGAACACGUUAGCUCCGGACAAAUAGAAACAGUGAGUGCUGGGAUAUUAAUGAGCCUGGCUAACAUGCUUACGCUGGCUACUCCUCACAAAGUGUUCGAAGACCCUUUCUAUGUAGUGGAAUCUCUAUCAGACGCAGUAUUCGCUCAUCAAGUGCCAGGGAGUGCAGCCACCGUGCUGAGGGCUCCUGGCCUUAACAUGUAUGUGGAGACGGUUGCAAAGUGGGAUGUCGCCUGGGCCUUCAGAAAAGACAAACAGGGCCGAAACUGGUUCCGAGCAGUACUAAAUGCAAGCAGGGUUCCUGGCCUGGCCACAAAUGCUCCAGUUUCUGUGGUGCUCUGUGAGUUCACUCAUGACCCAUUUCCUUGGAUAAGUUACCCAGAAAGCAUUUCAACAGAAGUGGAGGGGUUCAGGAUUACGGGGGUCACAGACAACGGGAGUAUGGUAGAGAUCACACCUGACAUAGUGGAAGUGUACCUCACCAGAAAAAACUUGACCCAUGCGACUUUUAAUCUCACAGUGGGACUUGACUGCAAGGUCCCUGAGUCCUCAAAGAUGACAACAGGGGGGUUUAGCUUUGAGGUGGACAGCAGAGGAGUUGGGGAGGUACUGGUCCAUAUCGUGCUAGAAGGGACAGUGCUGCUGACGGUGCUGGUGUAUGUGGGCCGUCACGUCACCCCCACUGAUCUGAUGGCCACCUUCCUGGUGCCCCAUGACAGCCCUCCACUUGCCAUCCACAGAGGCCUGUUCGACCCAGCCUGCGCAGUCAGGAGGGCUCGAGUGGUCUGCCUGCCCCUGUCCCUGCUACAGGUCAUGGCUCAGCACAGCCACUCGCCCAAGUAUAACAUAUCUGUGGUCCUACAGGCCCCAAGCUUUGUGUUGGAGCCCCCCAACAAGCUAGUGAGAAUUUAUGUCUUCAGUGCCCGCUGCGUGGCCAUGUCCAGGACCCAGACUGAGUGGAGAGAAGACGCUUGCAUGUUGGGCGAGAAGACCACCUGGGACACUGUGCAUUGUACCUGUAGGGACAGAGGGAGGAUCAGGCGGCAGCUGAGGGCUCCAAUUCACGUUCCCCUGCAUAUGCGCUAUGUGAUGGCCAAGGUGACCUCGAUCCCUAACCCUGUGGAUCUGCCGCUGAUGGUCACCCCGGAUGGUCAGUACAACCCCGUGACCCUCCUCGCUGUGCUUUCCAUCAUGCUCGUCUACACAGGUCUAGCUUCCUGGGCCUUACACAGGAGCAAGGUGGACCAAUUUCUUCGGGACCAUGUGGUUAUCCUGCCUGAUAACGAUCCCUAUGAUAAUGUGUGCUACCUGGUCACUGUCUUUACGGGAAGUCGUUGUGGGGCUGGAACCACGGCCGACGUCUUUGUCCAGCUAAGGGGCACGGAGGGCGCCAGCCACGCGCAUUGCUUAAGCCACCCACACGUUAGAAAACUCCUCCGAGGAAGCAUCAGUGCUUUUCUUCUGACGACAAAAAGUGACUUAGGGGACAUCCGUUCCAUUCGAGUGUGGCACAACAAUCAGGGCAAGGCGCCUAGCUGGCAUUUGAGCCGAAUCAAGGUGGAGAAUCUGUUCAGCGGGCACGUUUGGCUGUUCAUGUGUCAGAAGUGGCUCUCUGUUGACACCACUUUGGAAAGGACGUUUCGUGCUUUGCGUCCAGAUGAGCCUGUCAAAAGAAAAGACUUCUUCCUCAUCGACCUGACUUACAAGCUCAGGACUCACCACGUGUGGUUCUCGGUUUUCACUGGUUUUGUUGCCAAGCCAUUCAGCAGACUCCAAAGAUUGUCCUGUUGCUUGGCAAUGCUGCUCAGCUCUCUGUUUUGUAAUAGCGUGUUCUUUAACCUGAACAGGCACCGGCAGGCUGCGUCACGAGAGGGGCGCUACAUGACAUCAAUGACGAUUGGAAUUGAAAGCGUCUUCAUCACGAUCCUGGUGCAAAUGUUAAUAACUUUUUUCUUCACCCACUCCCAGAGGAAACCCCGAGCGGAUCUUCAUGUGGUGGUUCCUCAAAGGCAGCCUCUGACACUGGAAGGCAGUGGAUGCUGGGAGGAUCGCUUGUGCAGGUGGUAUGCAGCCAAGGCCACCAAGGGGUGCACCAGAGAAGCCCUGAAGCCCACCUUAAAGAUUUCAUCCGGAUGGCCAAAGGCUUCCCUUCAGGUGGCCUCUGAGACAGAGCACCAGCAUGAGAAAGCAGAGGCCAGUGCAGACGUCCAUAACAGAAACACAGACACCCCUUGUGGAGAGCCCUCUUCCCAACAGGAUGCUAGCCGCCAUCAGACGCAGUCCUGGCUCGCUCUGCCUCGGUGGUGUGUCUAUGUAGCAUGGUUCCUUGUGCUCACCACUUGUACCGUGUCCUCGUUCUUUAUCAUAUUUUACGGCCUGACAUACAGCUACGACAAGUCUGUCGAAUGGCUCUUUGCAUCCUUUUGCUCCUUCUGCCAGUCAGUUUUCCUGGUGCAGCCGCUUAAGCUUGUACUCUGGUCAGGCAUCAGGACAAUGAAGCCCACGUACUGUAAAGACCUGGCGUGGAGCACUGAGCAUCAGCAUGUUGAGAUCAAGCUGCAGGGCACGAGGGUGCGUCCGGGUGACGUGCAGAAGCUCCAGGAGCGCACUGCCCACCUGCGCGGCUCGAGGGUGUACCAGCCCCUCACGGAAGACGAAGUGCAGAUAUUCAGGAGGAGGAAGAGGAUCAGGAGAAGAGCUGUCUUGUUCCUGAGCUACAUCGUGACCCACGGCAUCUUCCUGGCCCUUCUGUUGCUCCUCGUCGUCCUGCUGCGUCACACCGACAGCUUCUACUAUAACCAGUUCAUCCUGGACUGCUUCUCUGCGGACCUCGCUGCCGUGACGAAGCCAGAGGACAUCUACAGGUGGCUCCACCUCGCACUCCUGCCUCUGCUCCACAACUACCGGGCCCCAACCUUCCUUCCUGACAGCUCCUCCAAGAUCUUGGGGCUUCCACGCAUGAGACAAGUGAGAGCAAAACCCACCAUGAAAACAUGUCCACUUGCUAAAAGUUUCAGGCAGAACAGCAUGGCGGGAGAAAUCCACUGUCAUCCUGAGUAUGGCACCGACGCAGAGGACACAAGGAACUACUCUAGGUUUUGGAGUGAAGUGAAUAAGCAGGCUACGGACAGGAACACUGAUGGGUUCACUUACAAACCUCAGGGAAAGACGUGGGUGUAUUAUUCCUACGGAGUGCUAAACACCUAUGGAUCCGGAGGAUACGUAUUCUAUUUCUUCCCAGAACAGCAGCAGCUUAAUUCCACGUUGAGGCUCAGAGAACUGCAGGCAGGCAAUUGGCUCGAUGAUAAGACCUGGGCUGUGAUCCUGGAACUAACCACCUUCAAUCCAGAUAUCAGUCUGUUCUGCAGCGUCUCCGUCCUAUUUGAGGUUUCUCAGUUAGGAGUCGUCAAUGCCAGCAUCUCCACACACUCCUUCUCACUUGCUGAGCUCCACAGCAAAUCAUCGGCAGAAAUCUACCUGUACGCGGCCGUUCUCAUCUUCUUCUUAGCCUACGUUGUCGAUGAAGGUUACGUCAUCACGCAAGAGCGAGCCUCCUACGUGAAAAGCAUCUACAACCUGCUCAACUUUGCUUUAAAAUGUAUAUUUACGGUACUGGUCAUACUCUUCUUCCGAAAGUAUUUCUUGGCCACUGCUAUGAUCCAGUUUUACUUGUCUAGCCCUCAUGACUUCAUUCCCUUCCAUGCGGUUUCCCAAGUAGAUCACGCCAUGAGGAUAAUUCUGGCUUUCCUAUUAUUUCUGACCAUCUUAAAGACCCUCCGGUACUCCAGAUUCUUUUAUGACGUGCGGCUGGCCCAGAGGGUGAUCCAGGCCGCCCUUCCCGGCAUCUGUCACAUGGCUGUGGUGGUGUCUAUGUACUUCUUUGUGUACAUGGCCUUUGGUUACCUGGUAUUCGGCCAACAUGAGUGGAACUACAGUAACUUGAUCCAUGCCGCACAGACAAUAUUUUCCUACUGUGUCUCAGCUUUUCAGAACACCAAGUUUUCCAAUAACAGGGCUCUUGGGGGCCUGUUCCUCUCCUCUUUCCUGCUGGUGAUGGUCUGCCUCUUGAUCAACUUGUUUCAGGCCAUGAUCUUGUCUGCUUAUGAGGACAUGAAGCAGCCCGUGUACGAAGAGCCCUCAGACGAGGUGGAAGUCAUGUCCUACCUGUAUCACAAGCUCAGAAAGGUCUUUAGCUUUCUGACCCCCGACCCUAGGGCCAGAGAUGAGCCUGAGUUCUUCAUUGACAUGCUGUAUGGGCAGCCAGAGAAGAACAGCUGCCGGCAUCUGGGGCUGAAGACCCGAAACAUUAAUGGGAAAAAAAUGGUUUACCUUGUUGUUUGAUCAGUGGUGAAUUCAAGAACCACACCCAAGAGUCCCUGAACACACACUAUGGGGUUCCUGGACUGACUUCUAGAUAGGAAUGCAAGAGUCCUGGUUUGGGGGCAGCACUUGCCUCUUAGCAGCCUGCAGCAGCAUGGAGGAAUUAGAACCACUGAUUCUGAGGGAAGGAGCUAACCAGGCCCCACUUGGACCUGCCCACGCAGAGUGGUAGCUGCCUGCAAGCCGAUGGCUUCAGCCUCCCUGAGCACCCCUCCCCCUUGCAGGCCAUGGCAAGGAGCCUCCCCUCCCCAGUGCCUGGUGGGUCAGCACCAGGGACCCUGUGGGGAGCACCAGAACUUGCUCUUGAGCUUGGGAAUGCAGGGAUCAGAAGGCUGGGCUUCCCAGUACUCCUUGAAGCUUCCACAGUUCAUGCAAACUUUUGUAGCAUUUCUAUGAGAGCUGCCUUUUAUUAACAAAGGGGUGUGGAUGGGUUCUCAUUGAAAUACAGUGCGUGCUGUUCGUACUGAAUAUAGCAAUGUGCGCAAUGCCAGGAUUCGGGCGUUUGCUUGAGCAUGGCGUGGUGGAUUAUUUCCAAAUCGGAAAAGGCGGCUCAGUGAGAGCACCAAGGGCUACCAGCUGUCCUG